Molecule: messenger RNA, 2183 nt
Organism: Perognathus longimembris pacificus (Pacific pocket mouse)
Lineage: Eukaryota; Metazoa; Chordata; Mammalia; Rodentia; Heteromyidae
Gene: Ermard
Product: ER membrane associated RNA degradation
Exons: 18
Coding region: 19-2103 (694 amino acids)
Source: RefSeq, a predicted model, not a curated record
GGGAGACUGCGGGGCUUCAUGGCCGACCCCGAGAUUCUAAUAGGGGAUCCCAUCACCACAUGCCUUUCGCCUUCUGUACAUGACAUGGUUUGUAAAGUUGGGUUUGAAGUCAGAGAAAAUUGUGAUAUCAAUAGCGUUGUAACUCAUAAUGGCGAGAUACACUGGGAAAUAAUAACAGACUGCGUGAGCUAUGCAGAACCAGGCCAAGGUCUUGAUUACUGGGGAAGUGUGCGGCUGCUGGGCCCUGUGUGUGAGGCUGUCCAUUUACAUUUCUUAACCCUGACCAAAGAGCAGUUUGAAAUUCAGUAUGCACCAUGGUUCCAGUGGACAAAUUUUCCAGAGUUGUUUCCUGAAAUAUUUGAUGCCUUGGAAAGCCUGCCUUCUCCCACUGUCUCUCUCAGUAUAAUGAAGUUGGCAUCAUGUCUGGAGCGAGCCUUGGGUGAUGUAUUUUUGCUGAUUGGGAAGAAAUGUCCAUUUCUCUUAAGAGAUCUCUUGGCAUCUGAGGAGCUUGCUCAAGUUUUCGGGCAUUCUGUGAUGGAUGUAUUGAAAGUCUUCAUCGGCUCUCCCCAUGGACUCAACCUGAGAAACAUCUUAUGGCAUGGGUUUGCCUCACCUCGAGAAAUCCCUCCCAAAUACUGUUCAAUGCUGCUACUGCUGAUGGCAGGACUAGGUCGGCUACUGAAGGACUUCCUUCAACAAACUGAAGCCACAUUAGCACAUCGACCCUUUGUAACCCUUAAAGACUUAGAGGAUUUGAUUGUUUUUCCCAGUGUUACUUAUGAGAUACUUUCAGUAUUAGAACAAGUGAUGAAAAAAUCUACCUUUAUAUUAAAAAUCAUGUUACCAUACUGGGAAAUGGCGCUGGUCAAGUUCAAAUCACACAGGUUUGCUGACUGUGCCAUGCUAUUGUUAACACAGCUAGAGAUGGGACUUAGGAGAGUUUUUGCUGCAGUUAACCAGUGUCCAGACAGACUCCUGACUGCAGAGUCAACAACUCUGUAUACCACCUUUGAUGAAAUAUUGGCAAAGCACUUGUGGGAUGGUAGAGUGAACCAACUUCCUCUUCUCCUUGGAGAGCCUGCUAUGGAAUUUCUCUGGGAUUUCCUGAACCACCAGGAGGGCCCCCGUCUACGAGAUCGUUUAAGCCAUGGAGAGAUAAACCUAUGUGAAUUUCCAGAAGAAGCAGCAAGUCAGCUCCUUGCGUUUUCACUUGUGCUUUCUCUUAGAUUCACUGAUGAACAUGUCCUGUCAAUGUUUAAGGAGGAAGCAGCAAUAAGAUUGUUGAUUAGACUUGCAGAGGGCUAUAGUUCUCACUGCCACCCCAUUUUUCACCUUAAAAAGCAGGUGCUGAGCUGUGAGGAAAGCAUCAGGAUUUGGCCUUUGCUGCCUUUACCAGAAGAACUUGGUCAGGAAUCCAUCAGAUUGGGAGGUGACUCUGAAACAUGUGCCUGCUAUUCAUUAAUUACAAAGAUUAUAUGUGAGCUCUGUCACCAUGUGCCUGCGAAUCUCUGUGCUAUCAGGGACACAGAUGGUCCUCCCACUGCCGAGUGGCCCCAGAUGCUCCGCAGACUCUGCUGCACACGCAUCCCCACCCUGUUCUGCCCCAGAGCCGUCCUGGAGGUGCUGGCCGUGCUUCGCAGCAUCGGUUCCCAGUGCCAGCGCGUGUCUAGCCAGGUGGCGGUCUCCUUGCAACUGAGGCACAAGCAGUGGGUGGAGCGGAACCUGCGCUCGAGGCAGCGACAGAACUAUCUGCACAUGCUGCACAGUACUAGGCUUCUGUCUCCUGUGCUGUACCUGAUUUUAUUGUUUGUUGUGUUGGAACUGGUCAACAUUCAUUUCGUCUGUGGAAAAGAUGCUCAUGAAUAUCAGAAAUAUUUCAACAGGUUUUUAAAGUCAAUCUUGCAAUACACUGAGAACCUUGUGGCCUACACCAGCCAAGAAAAGAACAAAUGGAAUGAAACCAUCGUUCUUACACAUGCAGCUUUGUUGAAAAUUUGGACUUUUAGUGAGACAAAACAAAUGUUAAUACAUUUAGCCAAGACAGAUCCCCAAGUACAGUCAUGUGAAAAGAUAUGUAAGUCAGUUAUAACCAAAAACCCCUAAGCUUAUAUAGCUGUGAACAAGGAGUAUGUUAAUAUUCAAUGCUGGGAGUAGGUUUCAGGGUCUGUUUGAUCAAGGUUCAA